Messenger RNA from Saprolegnia diclina VS20, 1069 nucleotides. RefSeq lists its product as hypothetical. The transcript is spliced from 2 exons. The record is from RefSeq and is a predicted model, not a curated record. The coding region runs from base 16 to 969 and encodes 317 amino acids. NCBI's taxonomy places the organism in Eukaryota, Oomycota, Saprolegniomycetes, Saprolegniales, Saprolegniaceae.
AACACUUUGGGCAUCAUGAGCUCGUGCUGUGACGAUGGCGACCACCAGCACCACAAGCCUGGCCACGUUGAAGGCUACGACAUCGAGGGCGACGACCCGACGCUCUCGGCGUGCUGCCUCAAGGACAAGCAGGAGCAGGCCCACGUCGCGCGCGUCAUGACCGUCCUCCGCCGCGAGGACGUGACCAUGCAGCGACUCGAGCAGCGCCACCUGUCACUGGACAAUGCCCUCCCGCGGGCCGCGCCCGCCGUCGCCUUGACGUCGAUCGAUGACGACGAUCUCGAUAGCGACGAUGACGAGUACGCAUACUUGAUGGAUGACGAAAGCAUCGUCGGUGGCUUGGAGCACCAGCGCCGUGCGGCGCUGCUCGCCAAGGCGGCUCUGCGCGAGCAAGGACUCGGCAUCGUCUGGGGUGACGUCGAGUUCAAGGCAUACGUGCAGAACGUGCUAGCACGCGACACGCAGGCGCUGGUCACGGCAAAGCACUUGCGACCGAUCGUCGUCGGCCGUUCCGACGCUGCGACGCAGCCGCUCAUGGCCGCGGCGCUUCUCCAGGGCGCCGAGCGGUUCCUUGGCACGUGCUUUUUUGGCAUCUCGGCCAACGCGGACGACGCACUUCGCCGACUCUGCCCUCGGAUCGCCACCGGUCCGAUGCUCGUCGCGCUCUCCAGCAGCGGCGAGUACAUUGCCCACCGGUCGCUCGCCAUCUUUGACGAAGACGACUGGGAUCGCACGCUGCUGCCAUGGCUCGAAAAGUGCAACGUUCUGCGCACCGACUUUGUUGCUUUGACGACCGCCAAACCCAAGCAGCCAACCACAUCGACCAACGCGAACGACGAGACCGACGACGACGGGCCGACGGGCUACGACUGCGGCCACGAUGGCUGCCGACUCAAAUUUGGCUACUACCACGAACACGUCGGCGCCUCCAAGGAGACCAAGCAAGCGAUGGCAGCGUGGCGUCAGUAAUACAAGGGUGUCGCCAUGUGCCAGCUUGACGUGCGUACCGCAGACGCGUGAGUAACAGCCCUCCACUUCAAGCCACUUGCCUAUUCCACUGGCUCCACAA